UUUUUGCUUGUAGCAAUCCAAUUAAGAUUUGGAACAUUUUCGCAUUCUUCCCAAGGAGUGUAGGAUGAGGCAACAAUCUUUAAGCUUAUUAUUCUCUCUUAUCCUUUUCUUUCUCCAUUGUACAAAAACGUUAGGUCAGUCACCGGCGGCAGCCCCGGUAAUGCCACCACCUGCGACCCCAGUGAAGGCACCCCCUACGGCCCCUUCACAGGCACCAUCUGCACAGGUAGCAACAUCACCUGGCCCCGUUGACGUCAUUAAAAUCCUGCAAAAGGCUGGCCACUUCACUCUCUUCGUCCGCCUAAUGCAAGCUACAACAGAAGACACUGAGUUAAACAAGGAGCUGAACAAGACAAACAAUGGAAUAACAAUCUUUGCACCAAGUGACAGCGCAUUUUCAAGCCUCAAAGCAGGCUUUCUAAACUCUCUGAACGAUGAAGACAAGACUGAGUUGGUGAAGUUUCAUGUACUACCUGCAUUUAUACCAUCUUCCCAAUUCCAGACUGUCAGUAAUCCUGUAAGGACACAGGCGGGAACCGGUCCCAGGGUAACACUGAAUGUUACCACCACAGGGAAUUUCGUGAACAUAACUACAGGGCUGACAAAUACGAGCAUAUCCGGCACCGUGUACACUGAUAACCAGCUUGCUAUUUAUCAAAUUGAAAAGGUGCUAUUUCCUUUGGACAUUUUUGCUCCUAAGCCUCCUGCUCCUGCUCCUGCUCCUGCACCCGAACUGGGAAAGCCAAGGAAGGCAGCUCCCGAUGUAGAAAGUCCUACCGCUCCUAAGGAUAUUUCUGGUGCUCUAACACCACUUAUUCUGCAUAAUAAUGCCUUGCUCCUUGCAGUCAGCUGUAUGGUUGCUGCAAUCUUUUCAUGAGAUAUAUACCCCCGAGAGGGGUAACAUGGAUCCCUUUUCUUGUUUUUAUUACUAUACUAUGAUUUCAUGGAGUUUGCAAUGGUGCUGGUGAUAAAGAUCUAUGGUGAUCAGUACUGCUUUUUGAAUAAUUGACAAUUUCCUGUCAGUAACAUUAAUUUGUA
Populus euphratica (Euphrates poplar) is the source of this 1038-nucleotide messenger RNA. RefSeq names its product fasciclin-like arabinogalactan protein 12. Gene Ontology annotation, biological process: plant-type secondary cell wall biogenesis. The record is from RefSeq and is a predicted model, not a curated record. Gene Ontology annotation, cellular component: plasma membrane. The transcript has a single exon. The coding region runs from base 65 to 877 and encodes 270 amino acids. NCBI's taxonomy places the organism in Eukaryota, Viridiplantae, Streptophyta, Magnoliopsida, Malpighiales, Salicaceae.